Messenger RNA from Clarias gariepinus (North African catfish), 1209 nucleotides. RefSeq names its product aminoacyl tRNA synthetase complex interacting multifunctional protein 1b (gene aimp1b). Gene Ontology annotation, molecular function: tRNA binding. Bases 88 to 1029 code for a protein of 313 amino acids. The record is from RefSeq and is a predicted model, not a curated record. The transcript is spliced from 7 exons. NCBI's taxonomy places the organism in Eukaryota, Metazoa, Chordata, Actinopteri, Siluriformes, Clariidae.
GAGGUGUUCAGUUGCAAAGCUUCUUUCCUUUGGUUCCUCGACACUGCUACACGUUUCCUCAGAGGCUGGGUACAAACUCACAGAGAGAUGGCGGGUGCAUCACCUCCCAACCCCACAUUCGACCCCAAAGAAGAGAAAGAGAUGAUGGAGUUCUUUAGCCAGCAAAUACACAUGUUACAGGAAAAAGCUAGGCUUCAGGCAUCAGUGCGAGAAGAGAAGAAGCUUCUGGUGGAAAACUCUAAGCUGAAGAAAGACAUUGAUGAUCUAAAGAGGAAACUGCAGGACACACAGAAGAAGAAAGCCAUGAAGCUCCAUCAGGAGAGAUCUCUGACUGCAUCAGUAGCUGCAAUAAAGGCAGCCAUCAAAGACGUUCCUGCUCCACCUGAACCCGCAUCUGCAGCUAAACCUCAAAGAAACAACUCACACACACACAGUGAGGGGAGACGGAGGAGAGACCGCCGAGGGGUUCAGGAGGGAGUGGGCGGAGCCUCUAGGGGAACUCCUGAUGCACUGUGUAGAUUGGAGCGCGACCCGAGACCUGACGUUUCCCGGUUGGACCUGAGGAUCGGACGUGUUCUGGCGGUUCGAAAACAUCCCGAGUCAGAUUCCCUUUACGUACAGGAAGUGGAUGUAGGAGGCUCCUCCCCCAGAACUUUGGUCAGUGAACUGGCCAAUCACGUGCCUCUGGAGAAGCUGCAGGACACUCUGGUGAUUCUUCUGUGUAAUGUUCGGCCAGUGAAGGUGCGUGGUGUUCAGUCUCAGGCUCGAGUGCUCUGUGCUGUCAAUCAACACAAGAUGGAGCCUUUAGCCCCGCCCACUGGAGCUCAGCCCGGAGACAGAGUGACCUUUCAGAACUAUCCAGGUGAGGCAGAGAGAGAGCUGAACCCAAAGCGGCGUGUUUGGGAGCGUUUACUCCCUGACCUGCGUAUCGACGGAAGGGGCGUGGCCACGUACAAAGGCGUGGCCUUUGAGGUCAGGGGGAAGGGUCUCUGCAGAGCGCCUACUAUUAGCAACGGCGACAUCAAGUGAAGGGCAAAAGUCAUCGCCAUGGUUACCAGCAAGUCAUGUGUACAGCCUAAUAAGGACAUUAAUAAUAAAACCAUGUGAUCAAUAACGCUGUGAGUUCUACAGUUACACUGCAUCUAUACAGGGAAUGUGUUGUUACCAUGGUAACCAUCAAAAACAGUCAUGAGUAAAUAACUUCUGUAC